AUGCAAGGCAAAAAUCUGAAAAUCCCAUCUGUAACUUAUAAAGUACUAUCGAGCAAGAUUGUAUUUGCUAAAUAUAAAAAAUGGUUAUCUAUUGAGAGCACUGCAAUCUUUUUCUUCUUCUAAUAUUUUCUUUUUUUGAUAACAAUUGAAUUCUUUUAUUAGUCUUUCUAUAUCUUUGAGGUUCUUUUCCUUUAUUAUUUUUUAAUUACUUAAAUGCUGUUGAAGCUAGAUUAAUCACUUUAACAACAAUCUGCCAUUGUUUAUUUAUUCUUCAAAAUGAAAAUGCUUCUACUUUUAUUUUUUUUUGUUUUGUUAAAUUUAAUUAAAUGA
Tetrahymena thermophila SB210 is the source of this 330-nucleotide messenger RNA. RefSeq names its product transmembrane protein, putative. The record is from RefSeq and is a predicted model, not a curated record. The transcript has a single exon. NCBI's taxonomy places the organism in Eukaryota, Ciliophora, Oligohymenophorea, Hymenostomatida, Tetrahymenidae.